AUGGACAGUAAGAAGAUCCAAGAGACGCUGCGCAAGCAGUAUGAUGCGCUAUCCACACUGGAUGAUGAAGGUAUCGAUAGGAUGAUCCGCCAGUCAGAAGACUUCAUGGGCGGGAUAGCAGGUCUGUUGCUCGAGCAGGCCGGCCUUGACUCAGGGACCACAACGAGCUUUGACCUUGUCGACCACGCUUGUGGCACAGGCCCGAUCGCUGCCCGGCUGCAACAGACGAUCCAACCAGACGUCCUGCGUCAGAGCAAGAUUCUCUGCGCAGACGUAAACCAAGCGUUUGUUGACAUUCUCACUAAGCGUGUGCGGAAGCUCGACUGGAUCAACGUUGAAACCAAGGUUCUGGAUGCUCAGUCACCAUCGAUUGAUCUAACCAGCAAGCUGCAGGAUUCGGGCAUGGCUGGAGGUCUGUUCGACUAUAUGACGCUCAACUUCGCAUUGCACAUUAUCCCAGAGCCAGAAGCUGUGCUGCGAGGUAACUUGCCUCCAACCUCCUCAAGACAGUCAGACGAGCUAAUUGGCAAUUCAGAGGCUUGUCGCGUCCUGCGCCCAGGAGGGACUCUCGCAUUCAGCGUCGUUCAUGCUGAUACCGGUGUCGCGGGUGGGUGGGUGCCCGAUCUACGGUCAACGCUCGAGACACUGCCUUUCAAGACUCCUCUCCCCAGUCCAGUGCAGAUGGCAGUCCACGGCAAGCCAGAGUGGGUUGACCCAGAAGGCAUCAAGAAGGCUCUAUCAGCGCAUGGCUUUGUUGAUAUUGUAGUAAGGACUAUCGGCACGCCUCAGCACGUAAAAGGUCCUGAGGAGUUCGCGACAAAAUUCUCCAUGAUUUUCAAGUGGAUCAUGGACACAUAUUGGACUGAGGAGCAGAUCGCGGAGUACCAGGCUGGGUUUCGUGAUAGGGUCAUUGAGCACCUGACUGAGAAACAUGGGAAUUCUGGGUGGGACCUACAGGGAACCGCAAUUCUUGCGACGGCGAAGACGCCUCAAUAG
This is a messenger RNA of Clonostachys solani, 996 nucleotides long. The record is from the annotation of a GenBank genome assembly. Lineage: Eukaryota; Fungi; Ascomycota; Sordariomycetes; Hypocreales; Bionectriaceae.